Molecule: messenger RNA, 695 nt
Organism: Caretta caretta (loggerhead turtle)
Lineage: Eukaryota; Metazoa; Chordata; Testudines; Cheloniidae
Product: C-type lectin domain family 2 member D
Source: RefSeq, a predicted model, not a curated record
UGAUUUUUUUUUUUUAACAGAGAAUGACACAGAAAGACAAAGCAUGUACAAUGGCCUGGGUAUCUGUAAGGAACAGCAGCUGGAUGUUCCCCUUAAUAGCAAUGGAGACCGAGAGCAAGGAAAGGAACCAGGUUACAGGCUCAGGAAACCUACAGCACUUACGAUCGUGGCAGCCGUCACCGUCCUCAUCUCGGGUUUAAUCGCAACCACAGCCGCCCUGGCAGUCAGAACCAGGAAGUCAUGUUUGGAUUCUGCGGACGUCCCAUCAUGUCCGGAUGGCUGGGUUGGCUACCGAAGACGGUGCUACUUCUUCUCCGAGGACGAAAGGAAUUGGACCGCCAGCCAGAGCUACUGCUCUUCACACGGUGCCUCUCUGGCUGGGAUUGACAGCGGCCUGGAGAUGACAUUCCUUCUGCGUUACAAAGGGAGUGUUUACCAUUGGAUCGGCCUCAGAAGGGAGCCCAGCCAGUUGUGGAAGUGGCCCAACGGCACCGAAUUUGACAACUGGUUCGAAGUAAGGGGAGGAGGCGACUGUGCAUAUCUGAAUGACAUAGGUGUCAGCACGUCAAGCUGUGAGACAGAGAAGAAUUGGAUCUGCGCCAGACCGUUGGAUGUGGGAAAUGAAAAGAGAACUGCCUGGAAGAGAUGGCAAAACAGAAACAUGCUGUUACCUAAUAAAGCCGUCUAAAAAAAUA